Messenger RNA from Alosa sapidissima (American shad), 1403 nucleotides. RefSeq names its product gamma-aminobutyric acid receptor-associated protein. Gene Ontology annotation, biological process: macroautophagy; autophagy of mitochondrion; cellular response to nitrogen starvation. Gene Ontology annotation, cellular component: autophagosome membrane; autophagosome; cytosol. The record is from RefSeq and is a predicted model, not a curated record. Lineage: Eukaryota; Metazoa; Chordata; Actinopteri; Clupeiformes; Clupeidae. The transcript is spliced from 4 exons. Gene Ontology annotation, molecular function: GABA receptor binding; ubiquitin protein ligase binding. Bases 150 to 518 code for a protein of 122 amino acids.
CGCACCAAGAAAACAUCGAAGCAGCUAGUUAGCCAGCAAAGCAAGGCAGUUGGAAUUGCAGGCUGCCUAUAACGGUAACGUUACCUGUUCUCUACGCAAAGACAAUUGGACAUUUUUGGUAUAUUUCCGAUAAAGAACAUCUGUUAACAAUGAAGUUUCAGUACAAAGAAGAGCAUCCAUUUGAGAAGAGACGGUCAGAGGGAGAGAAAAUCAGAAAGAAGUAUCCUGACAGGGUUCCUGUCAUUGUGGAAAAGGCUCCCAAGGCCAGAAUAGGAGAUUUGGACAAGAAAAAGUACCUUGUCCCCUCUGACCUUACAGUGGGCCAGUUCUACUUCCUCAUCCGGAAAAGAAUUCACCUGAGAGCUGAGGAUGCUCUUUUCUUCUUUGUAAACAACGUCAUUCCCCCCACCUCAGCAACCAUGGGGCUGCUGUAUCAGGAGCACCACGAGGAGGACUUCUUCCUCUACAUUGCGUACAGUGAUGAAAGUGUCUACGGAGAAAGCCAAAGGGAAAUGUAACCCCCUCCACUCCUCCAAUCCCCUUCCACCUUCAUCUCUCAACCCUUUCCUCACCCUUUCCCCUGCCUCCAUUUAAAAUUCUAUUGUAAACCCAGAUUGGCAGCCUAGAGUUCCCAGAGCAAAGACACCUGAUGCACUUUUGUGGUCCUCCCAAUGCUCGAAUCUCUCUGUAUAUCCCACUCUUUCUCUUUUAGUUCUCUCUGAGUUUAGUCUGAGUGUUAUCUCUCUGCUGCUUCAACACUAUUGACCAGUGCCAGUAAUUGACCAGUGUCAGUAAUAAUUAUGAACAAUCCAGAGGGUCAAAACAACAUAAAGAGCUUCUCUGACUCAGUGUAAGUGACUGAGUAUGGUCAACUGGACAAUGUUGUACACGUAAUGUGAAUGUAAAACCAUCAAACAAAAAUGGGGGAGGGAAAUUAAUCCGGCAAAGGAAGUCAGUCGUUUUAAUAGACAUGUAGAGUUGUUUGACUGACUGGUCAUAUCUGGUCAGACAUAUCUGAUGGAAAUUUAAAUUAAAUUAAAUUAAUUUAAUUUAGUGCCCCACUAGACAAGCUUUGGUAUUACAAAUUUUUGCCUGUAGCUAGAAAUAAUAAGGAGGGUAAAAUUCAGACUAAGCAGUCAUUGAUCUUUUGUUUGUUCUCUGCAAUGCCAUCAUGAUUUAAUAUAAUUAUUAUAUAUUGUGUAUUAGUGAAUAUUUUAGCUUGCUUGAUUGAUGAAGAGUUUUAGUAAGCUACGUGAUAGAUUGAUUUAUUCUUUUCAUUUUUUAAGAGUUGGUUUGGUUUUUAAUCUUUGUUUUGUGAGUUUUUUUUUAUUAUUUGAACUCGGCAUACAGCUGCAUUACUGGUAUCUUCCACUUCAUAACAAUAUAAACUAGACAAAAAAAUA